Nylanderia fulva is the source of this 1438-nucleotide messenger RNA. Lineage: Eukaryota; Metazoa; Arthropoda; Insecta; Hymenoptera; Formicidae. The record is from RefSeq and is a predicted model, not a curated record.
AUGUACAUUGAAAUAAAAACUUAACAGAAACUGUGGGGAGGUCGAUUUACCGAAAAUAUUGAUUCUGAUUUUCAUAAUUUAAAUGCAUCAAUUCAUCUCGAUAAACGACUGUAUGCCGAGGAUAUACAGGGAAGCGUAGCUUAUGCACGCGCUCUUUGCAAGGCAAAACUUAUCUCACAAGAAGAGAUGCAAGCUAUAAAAACAACUUUCAAACAGGUGCAAGACGAAUGGGAAAAUAACAAGUUUGUCAUAAAACAUGAAGAUGAGGAUGUACAUAGCGCUAAUGAACGAAGACUUUCGGAAUUAAUUGGUGAUAUAGCAAAGAAAUUACAUACUGGAAGGAGUCGCAAUGAUCAGACUGUGACUGAUACCAAAUUAUGGCUUCGAAAGUCAAUUGAUAAACUUCUGUUUAGAAUAAAAAAUUCCAUAGACAUUCUCCUAGCUCGUGCAGAAGAAGAUAUAGACGUACUUAUGCCCGGAUAUACACAUAUGCAACGGGCACAACCUAUAAAAUGGAGUCAGUGGUUACUUAGUUAUGCUUGCUACGCGAAGCACGAUUUGGAAAGACUAUUAGAGGUGCGUAAACGCGUAAACAUCUUACCACUUGGUAGCGGUGCAAUAGCUGGAAAUCCUUUCGCCAUUGAUCGUCAAUUUUUGGCUAUGGAACUUGGUUUCGAUGAAAUUACCGAAAAUAGUAUGCAUGCUGUCGGAGAUCGAGAUUUCGUCGCUGAAUUUCUAUUUUGGUCAUCAUUAUCAUCGAUACAUCUGAGCCGCUUUUGCGAAGAUUUGAUUAUCUACAGCACUCAGGAAUUUAAUUUUGUUCAAUUUGCUGAUAAAUAUUCCACUGGUAGCAGUCUGAUGCCUCAGAAGCGUAAUCCGGAUUGCAUGGAAUUAAUACGUGGAAAAACUGGCACUAUAUUUGGAAAGUGCACUGGUUUUAUGGUGACACUUAAAGGAAUUCCAUCGACGUACAACAAAGAUCUUCAGGAAGAUAAAGAAUCUUUAUUUUAUACAUACGAUACGUUAUAUCAGAUGUUUCAUAUCGCCGAAAAAGCAUUGGCCACCUUGAAAGUAAACAAGAAAAGUUGCGAGAGGGCUUUAACAUCCGAUAUGCUCGCAACUGACAUGGCAUAUUAUCUUGUUAACAAAGGCAUAUCAUUUAGAGAAAGUCAUCAUCUAGCUGGAAAAGCUGUCGCUUUGGCUGAAUCAAAAGAGAUACCGUUGUCAAAGUUGUCCAUGCAACAAUUAAAAACGAUAAGCGAGGUGUUUGAAGAAGAUAUAUCAUGUAUUUGGGACUUCAAUUGCAGCGUAGAUCAAUACAAAACUGCCGGUGGAACUAGUUUUAAAGCAGUACAGCAGCAGAUUAAUAGUUUGCGAUGUUGGCUGCGUAAUUAUUCAUUAAAAGAAUAAUUAUAUCGAAAGAUAUUUAUAUCAAAUU